Molecule: messenger RNA, 1255 nt
Organism: Geodia barretti
Lineage: Eukaryota; Metazoa; Porifera; Demospongiae; Tetractinellida; Geodiidae
Source: the annotation of a GenBank genome assembly
CAUCGUUGUGGCGCUGUAUAGGCCUCAAGUAUAAAGGGCGGAGCCGUCGAGCGAACCAGUCGAACGCAGCGUGUAUGAGUGCGAAAAGGGUCAUCAUGGCUGCUGUGGAGUCUCUCAAGAUGUUGGGCGGCACUCGUAUUCCAGCGUUCGGACUUGGAACAUGGCAGUCAAAGCCGGGUGAAGUGGGAGCAGCAGUGGAAGUAGCUCUCAAGGCAGGCUACAGGCACCUCGACUGUGCCCACAUCUACCAAAACGAGGCUGAGAUUGGUGAGGCUCUCCAGAAGUGCUUCAAUGAGGGUGUGUGCAAGAGAGAGAACCUCUUUGUUACUUCAAAGUUGUGGGCUGGUGACAUGGAGGAGCAGUAUGUGCUGCCGGCCAUACAACUGACUCUGAAGAACCUGCAGCUGGACUAUCUUGAUCUCUACCUCAUCCACUCUCCGUUUGCCUUCCGUCACAAUCUGGACAUGUCAAAUCUUCAAGAAGUGGACAAACUUGGUUAUGACGAAUCACGAAUUGCUGGAAUAUGGAAGGGGAUGGAAGAUGUGCUGGGAAAAGGUCUGACUAGGGCCAUAGGCAUCUCCAACCUUACCAUCACAAAGACAGAGUCACUCCUCAAGACUGCCAAGAUUGUACCAGCUGUCAACCAGGUGGAGUGCCACCCUUAUUUCCAGCAGAAGAAACUUAGAGAGUACUGUGAUACCAAAGGUAUUCUGAUUGAAGCAUAUGCCCCGCUAGGUAGUCCUGCGCGGAGAGGAGUUGAGGCCACCGACCCUGUCGUUAUGGACGAUCCCACCAUCAAAGAAAUAGCCUCCAAAAAGGGGGCAACUCCUGCCCAGAUCUGCAUCUCGUUCCUCCUCCACCGAGGGUUUGUGGUGAUUCCAAAGUCAGUGACCCCUCACAGGAUCCAGGAGAACUUUGAGGCAACAAAAGUGUCUCUCACCAAGGAUGAAGUUGAGGCACUGGUGGCUGUUGAUAAGAACCUCCGUCUGUUCAAGAAUUUCACAUUAUUUUUGCCUAAGGGAACCACCAUUGAUGAAAUAUUUGAUGUAGAAGCAGACGAAAAGUUUGUAAUUCAGAGUUAGAAAGUGUAUUUUAGAGUGAAGAAUUUGAGAACUGCCACACUAUGCAUGCAUGUUGCAUGCGUCUGUGUCCCAUUGACUCAUUGCUUGCAAGCUUUAAUUGAUGUCGUGAAUAGAUUGUUUCGUGUCUGUCAUGGGUUUUGUUGGUGACACUCCCUGUGUACUUUGCUGCAAGG